Molecule: messenger RNA, 1503 nt
Organism: Angiostrongylus costaricensis
Lineage: Eukaryota; Metazoa; Nematoda; Chromadorea; Rhabditida; Metastrongylidae
Source: the annotation of a GenBank genome assembly
AUGUUUCAGUUUUCUUGUUUAGGCUCCGAAAUUGGUGCAUAUCUCAGACUUCAUAGAGGAACGCUGUACAAGAAGUAUCCAGUUCUCUGGAGAAAAGUAGCAACUGUAGAGGAUAAAGAAAAGCUUCGACAAAUAGCGCUUUCGCAAGCUUUCAUGCACACUAACAUAAUGUUAGUGAAAGCGCAUGAGAUUGACGAAUUAUUAGCUGGACAGGAAGAGAAGUAUCGUGCUGCAGGCUCAACCCCAGCUAUUCCUCGUGUAGAUUCUGGAGUACCGAAGAGCAACAAACCUAAUUUGCCAGCAGGUUGGAUGGGACAACAAGUGAGUAGUGGCUCACAUCACUUGGAGUCAGUACCGUGUUCGUGUCCUUUAGCGCAUGCCCGUGGACGAGUGAAACCGCGCGAAUUGGCAUAUAGUGCAGAAGAUCUUGAGCAGGCAAAAAGAGUUGCGGAAAAUGGCGAACAACCAGAAGAGUUAGUUCCGAUUCGACUCGACAUGGAGUUGGACGGCGUGAAACUCCGCGAUACAUUUUGCUACAACAAAAAUGAAAAACUAGUAACUCCAGAUUUGAUUGCCGAAAUGAUGUGUGAAGAUCUCGAUCUGCCGACGAGCACAUUCCAGCCUGCUAUUGCGUCAGCAAUUUAUCAGCAGCUGGAAGCUGCGGCUGAGGCACCACCAUUAGAUCCUAACGUCACUGAUCAAAGAGCAAUCAUGAAGUUGAACAUCAACGUUGGCAAUCAAAGCCUUGUUGAUCAGUUCGAGUGGGACAUGUCUAAUCCGGAAAAUAGUCCGGAACAGUUCGCGCGAAGCCUUUGUGCAGAACUUGGACUGGGAGGUGAAUUCACUUCAGCAAUUGCGUACUCCAUUCGUGGUCAGCUUCAAUGGAAUCAAAGGACUUAUGCGUUUUCAGAAAGCCCACAACCAACUGUGGAGUGUACAUUUAGGAAUCCUGCCGAAGCUGAAGCAUGGGGUCCGUUCCUGGAAACCCUUACAGAUGCUGAGAUUGAAAAGAAGAUGCGCGAUCAAGACCGAAACACGAGGCGCAUGCGGCGCCUUAACAAGAUGUCGGAAGCUCUCGAUGUGGAAAUGGAGAAUGAAGAGACGAAUGUGGUGAAUGCAAAGUCGUCGAAGGGUCGCGGUGUUGGUCAGCCACGUCAGCGAGCUGAGAGAAUUGUCUACGACGUUGUAGACAAUGACGGCACCAGCACGGGUCCCCAGAGAUCUAUUGAGGGCUGGAUCGUAUUUGUUACAAAUAUACACGAAGAAGCGACAGAAGAAGACGUUCAGGAUAAAUUUGGGGAGUACGGAGAGAUUAAGAAUGUUCACCUGAAUCUGGACAGAAGAACAGGUUUUCUGAAGGGAUACGCUUUGGUCGAAUUCGAAACACAAAAGGAGGCAGCUGCUGCAAUUGAACGUCUAAAUGGCAAGGAACUUCUUGGGCAAAAAAUCGGCGUUACGUGGUGCUUCGUGAAGCCGCCACCAUCGAGCAAAGGGAGGAAAUAG